Linum trigynum is the source of this 492-nucleotide messenger RNA. The record is from the annotation of a GenBank genome assembly. Lineage: Eukaryota; Viridiplantae; Streptophyta; Magnoliopsida; Malpighiales; Linaceae.
AUGAGUCUGGCGACCCUUUUCAACUGUCGCCGCCUUGCUCUGCCGGCUGAGCGCCUCGGCAGGGGACCAGUGCUCCUCGAAUACGCUGCAACCUAUCUCCCGGAGGGACCUGUUGACGUCAUCGACGUGGAAGUUGAGGGCGUCCUUGGAGCCUUGGAGGGACAGCGCCGCCUGGUCGUACGCCAACGUCGCCGCCUCCGGGGUGUCGAAUGUCCCCAGCCACACCCUCACGCCGCGCCGGGUACAAUCGCUUAUCUCCGCCGCGUACUUCCCCCACGGCCGCCGACGUACAGAGACGACAAAGUACUGAAGAAGAGGGUGACUCAGAGCGGCGGCAGGCUCGUCUUCUUUCCUUCUCGCCGGUCGUCAGAGGCAAGGCUGGGCUGGAGAACGAUCGAUCGGCGGCGGCGUUCUCUUCUUCUCGAGCAGGCGACGUUGUGGAGAAGAGGAGGAGUGGCAGGUGAAGUGAAACGAUGGGGAAGAUUCGAUUAG